AUGGCCUCCAACGCUGGUUCUUAUUUUCCCCUUUCCGGUGUUGCUCGAGACGGCUGGUCAUCUGAGACCGAAGCCACUGCAACCUGCCUCUGCGGCGCUGUGCAAAUCGUCUUUCCUACUGAAGGCCCUGGUCUGGUCAACACUUUUGUCUGCAACUGCUUCGACUGUCGCAAGGUCACUGCUUCCAUGUUCGCCUCCAACUUCACCGUCGACAACUCCUACAUCAAGUUCGUCCGCGGUCAGGACAACUUGACUCGCUGGGGCCAGGACAAGACGCCUACUUCCGGUACCGAGAUGUCCAACAGCUUCUGUACGACCUGCGGCACCCUCAUGUGGCGCCGAAGCGCCCUUACGCCUCACCUGAGCUUCAUGAGAAUUGGCACCGUCGAUGACUUCAACCUGCAUGAGACUAAGCUGCGACCCCAGAAUGAGCUUUUCACAGACUCUCGUGUUAGCUGGUUCCACGGAGUGGAGGGAGCGAGAAAAUUCACGGGUCCUUUUAAGACGUCGAACAUUUAA
Molecule: messenger RNA, 519 nt
Organism: Trichoderma harzianum CBS 226.95
Lineage: Eukaryota; Fungi; Ascomycota; Sordariomycetes; Hypocreales; Hypocreaceae
Exons: 2
Coding region: 1-519 (172 amino acids)
Molecular function (GO): carbon-sulfur lyase activity
Source: RefSeq, a predicted model, not a curated record